CAAUUAUGGAAAGUAAUUAUGACGUAACUGAAUGAAAUUAUGACGUAAGAAAGCUGCAACCACACGUUUUUUUUAUUUUCAUGAGAUGACAGAACCGUUACGAUGGGUGACGGCAUAAUCAACCUCAUUUUCUAAACCCCUUAACCUUUCUUCUUCAACCAUUUCAUUUAUCUCCUGCGCCGUCUAAAACGUUUUCCGUCCAACUUAACCCCUCAAACGUCGUCGUCUCUCUGCCAUCCUCUCUUCUCUUGCUUUUUUACCAUGGCUUCUUCCGAGGACUUCUCUCUCAUCGACGACGACUCCCACCUCCACACGCCCACGCGCCACCACCAUACGGACUCCGGAAACGGUGAUUACUUCCCUCCCCCUCCGUUCACCGAGGACUCCGAUCCGAACAUAUCCGGAUCCGCCGUCGGAGCUCCGGCGACCUCCGAGCAGAGUCCCUAUUACUGCAAGAAGCUGAAAUCCUGCUCUUCGGCCGGAAACAAUUCCGGCAAGAACCACAACAACAACAACAACAAUGAAGGCGAAUCGUCGGGCGGGACGGAGAAUUACCGCCGCGGCGGCGGCGGCGGCGAUUACAGGAAGGACAGAGAGGAAUGGAGCGACAUGGCGAUUGCUUGCCUUCUGGACGCGUACACGGAGAAGUUCAACCAGCUGAGUAGGGGAAAUUUGAGAGGGAGGGAUUGGGAAGAAGUGGCGGAGAUGGUGAGCGAGCGGUGCAUUAGUGGUGGCGGUGAGAAGCACGGCAGCAGCAGCAGCAACAAGUCGACGUACAAGAGCGUGGAGCAGUGCAAGAACAAAAUUGAUAACUUGAAGAAGAGGUACAAGGUGGAGCUGCAGAGGAUGAGCAAUGGAAGCUUGACGGUGAGUCAUUGGCAUUGGUUCAAGAAAAUUGAGGCAAUUGUUGGCAGUUCGGUUGCGGUGAAGAGUGGUUCGGAUGAGGAAAGGAGUGUUGGAGUCCAUUCCAAUGUAGCUAGGCAAUCCAAGAGAUACAUGUCUAGUAAUGCGGCCUUUUCGAACAAUGCAAAGUCCAAACCGGUGACAAAUUUAAAAUGGCGUAGAGUAGUGUUUAAAAUCAGUGGUGCUGCAUUAGUUGGUGACUGCCAGAAUAUUGACCCUAAGGUAGCAAUGCAGAUUGCUAGGGAAGUAGCAACAGCUUGCCGCCUUGGGGUGGAGGUGGCAAUUGUUGUUGGAGGUUGUAACUUAUUUUGUGGAGACUCAUGGGUAUCUACUACUGGGUUGGAUAGAUCUACAGCAUACCAAAUUGGUAUGAUGGCAACAGUGAUGAAUUCUGUACUGCUUCAAUCAGCUUUAGAGAAGAUGGGUGUCCAAACAAGGGUGCAAAGUGCAUUCACCAUGCUGGAGGUCUCUGAACCAUAUAACAGGCAACGAGCCAUCCGACAUCUUGAGAAAGGAAGAGUAGUCAUAUUUGGCGGUGUUGGUGCUGGUGCUGGGAAUUAUCUAUUCACCACUGAUAUUGCAGCAGCUUUGAGAGCAUCCGAGUUAAAUGCAGAUGUAGUCCUAAAAGGUACAAACAUUAGUGGGGUCUAUGGAUGUCAUUCUGGUAACAACAGUGUAACUGCUGAUCACAUUUCCUACGGUGAAUUUGUUUCCAGAGGCAUUACCUCCAUGGACUCGAUGGCAGUAACAUACUGUGAAGAGAACGGAAUUCCUGUUGUCAUUUUCAAUUUGCUGGAAUCUGGGAAUAUUUCAAGAGCUUUAUGUGGAGACCAAGUUGGAAUUUUGAUUGAUCAAGCAGGAAGAAUUAAUUAAGUUAAUCGGAAUGUGACAGUAGAGAGGAGUCUGUUGUACAUACAUCUGAAAGCACUUCUUGGCGGGUCAACGUCAUAGUAUAGUUCUGAAAGGAUAUGAGGAGUCUAGUAAUUUGAAAAAUAAAAAAUAAAAAAAUUUUGUACUUGUUCCCUAUGUAGCCAUUUCCUGUAAAAUGUGUAGUAGAUGUUUUUUACAAUCAUAUGGAGACUGUCAUCAUAAAGAAGAACAAAUAAAUGUAGAACAUCAUGUUCUUUACUAAUGCAAAGCAUCAUUACGUACUUAAUAGUUGUUUCCUAGUGUAGGAGAAGAGAUUGGAUCAUUGUUGAAGAAGCAAAAUCCUAUAUGUCUCCUCUAAUAUGUAAUGCUAUUACAAUGAAUCUAAUCCUUUUUCUGUUU
Ziziphus jujuba (common jujube) is the source of this 2172-nucleotide messenger RNA. RefSeq names its product uridylate kinase PUMPKIN, chloroplastic. Gene Ontology annotation, molecular function: UMP kinase activity. The record is from RefSeq and is a predicted model, not a curated record. Bases 262 to 1776 code for a protein of 504 amino acids. Gene Ontology annotation, biological process: UDP biosynthetic process. Gene Ontology annotation, cellular component: cytoplasm. Lineage: Eukaryota; Viridiplantae; Streptophyta; Magnoliopsida; Rosales; Rhamnaceae. The transcript is spliced from 7 exons.